Molecule: messenger RNA, 2220 nt
Organism: Lachancea sp. 'fantastica'
Lineage: Eukaryota; Fungi; Ascomycota; Saccharomycetes; Saccharomycetales; Saccharomycetaceae
Source: the annotation of a GenBank genome assembly
AUGACAACGCCUAUAAGUUUGCCUUCUAACCUGCCCUUCCCUGUGACGAUCGCGAAAUUGUGUGUCUCAACAGGCGAUGAGGUCAAGAAAGGCCAGAGACUGUUUGUCUACAAAUACUGGGAACUGCAAGAUGUGAUAACUGCUCCGAAUGAGGAAAGCAGCAAGAAGAAAAGGAGGGUGGACUUGGUGGGUACUUUUGACUCGCCGGUCGAGGGCACAAUUAUGGCACUUAACCUGAGCCUUGGAGAUGAGUUCGUUAACAAUUCAGCGGUAGUAGCGGAGGUAAGCCAACCUUGUACACACGACGUCACAUACGGAUCUCUUUGUGUGGUGUGUGGUAAAGCCGUGGAGGAAGACGAGGACCAGAAUCUCAACAAUACGGGAUUUUCCAACAGUAAGCUGACCAUGGCGCAUAACAACAUGAAUAUCAAGGUUUCGGAGCGCCAGGCGGCGUCGAUCGAGAAAAGUACACAAAAACAGCUCCGAGAACUCAAAAAACUAGUUCUAGUAGUAGAUCUCGACCAAACAGUGAUCCAUUGUGGCGUAGACCCCACGAUCAAAGAGUGGGCGAACGAUCCUUCCAACCCCAACUACGAUGCCCUUAAAAACGUUCGAUCAUUUUCACUUGACGAGGACCCAGUGCUGCCGCCAUUUUACAUGGGCCCCCGUCCACCCCCCCGCAAAUGUCAGUACUACGUGAAACUUAGACCGGGAUUACAAGAAUUUUUCGAAAAAGUGGCCCCCCACUUCGAACUUCAUAUUUACACCAUGGCUACCAGAGCUUAUGCAUUGGAAAUAGCCAAGAUUAUAGAUCCGGCGGGGGAGCUUUUUGGUGAUCGGAUCUUGUCGCGCGACGAAAAUGGGUCUCUCACUCAUAAGUCUCUUGAAAGAUUAUUUCCUAUGGAUCAAUCUAUGGUUGUUAUUAUCGAUGAUAGAGGUGAUGUCUGGAGCUGGUGCCCGAAUUUGAUCAAAGUGGUACCCUACGAUUUCUUUGUGGGCGUUGGUGAUAUCAAUUCCAACUUCCUCCCGAGGCAGCAAAACUCCAUGUUGCAUAUGGGGAGAAGGCAUCGCAAGAAGGCAGAGGAAGAAGAACUUUUGACUGACAUUAUGGACACGGAAAAAAAAUUACAGGAAAAGAUUGAUCAAGAGGUCAAGAAACAGGAGGAACAAUUCAAUAAGAUAACGGAGGAGAGCCAGACCGAUAGGCCCAUUUCCAAAGAAGACCUGGCCAAAAAGCUGGAACACAAUGCUUCUCUGGAAGUCCAACAACAAAACAGGCCGCUGGCGGAAUUACAGAAGCAUAUGCACAAUCAAAAACUUUUAAUUGAUGACGACGAGGAACUUCCGCAUCUAUCUGAAAUAUUAUUGAAGGUGCACAGGGCCUACUACGAAGAGUUAGCCAAGGAAGAAGAAUUACCCGAUAUCAAAAAGUUGUUGCCAGCCAUGAAGGCAAAAGUCUUACAGGGAUGCAACUUUGUGUUUUCAGGCCUCAUUCCGUUGGGUACAGACGUGCGGCAGGCAGACAUCGCUUUGUGGACAGGUAUGUUUGGAGCGAUAACUUCGAGUGACGUGGAUGAAAAUACCACUCAUAUCAUUACCAAGACACCGGGGACAUUUAAGGCUCGUCUCGCAAAGGCAUUCAACCCAAGCAUUAGAGUAGUCCACCCGGACUGGAUAUUCGAGUGUUUAAUUCAAUGGCAAAGAACAAGCGUGCAGCCCUACGAAUUACUUACCGAACAGGCGGUUACGGAUGAAGAGCUUCAGGAGUUUAAAAGUAAGUUGGAAAAGAGAAAGGCCGCCGAACAAAGCGUUCGCGAAAGAGCGAAUCAGGCGUCCAAUGACGACGUUGCUUUGCUGGCGGGCGACGAUAUGUGGCUGGAUAACGAUGAUGACGAAAUGGACGAGUUUCUCAAUGACGAAGAAGGAGAUGAAGAUGAAGACGAAGACGAAGACAAAAACGAGAACGAGAACGAGAAAGAUGAGAAGAGCCCAGACGAUAGCCAGGACGUUGCAGUUAUUAACUCACCACAAUAUUCUAGAGAGGCGUCGGUGUCUGAGGGACUGAAUGUCCGAAAAAGAUCGCUUUCUACCGAUGCGGAUGCGGAUCAUAAGCGUCAGCAUUACGACUCAACAAAAGAGGAUUUGGAGGAGUCCCAAAACAACGAAGAAAAUGACGACGACGAUUUAGAAGCGGAGCUGUUGCUUGAGCUUGAAGGUUGA